Molecule: messenger RNA, 636 nt
Organism: Malania oleifera
Lineage: Eukaryota; Viridiplantae; Streptophyta; Magnoliopsida; Santalales; Ximeniaceae
Product: mediator of RNA polymerase II transcription subunit 9-like
Exons: 6
Coding region: 1-636 (211 amino acids)
Cellular component (GO): mediator complex
Source: RefSeq, a predicted model, not a curated record
AUGGAACCCAAAGCCUUAACACGCAUAAUUUCCCACAAUUUCCCCAAAUUUCUUCUUUCUCCUACUCCCGCCUCCUUCUCCCUCCUGCCAUCUCUUCUUUCUCCAAAUUUUGUUCUGCUCCUUCCUCCUGCCCCUCCCUCCUCGCUCCUCCAUGCACGCAGCGCAAUCCUCCUGCCACUAAAUCUCAAGCCGCCGCCCAUAGCGUGUCCUCUCUGCAUCCAUGGCGAUCGCGGAUGCGCACAAUGGAGGCGUAGGCGCAAAAUUGAGUCUACACCACGACUCGGAUCUCAACCUCUCUAUCAGGAGGAGACCCAGCAGCAACAGCAGCAGAACCAUCAACACCAAUCACUUGCUUCUCAUUUUCACCUCUUACAUUUAGUGGAGAGUUUAGCGGAGGCCAUUGAAACUAGAUCCCGGGAUCAGCAAUCUGAUGCAUUGGUUAAUAAAUUGAACAACCACUUUGACAACUGCCAACAACUAUUGAACUCGAUAUCAGUAUCAAUUAACACAAAGGCCAUGACAGUUGAAGGGAAAAAACGAAAGCUGGAGGAAAGUAAGCAAUUGCUAAAUCAAAGGAGAGAUCUGAUUGCAAAGUAUAGCAGCUCUGUUGAAGUGCUUAUCAAAUCUGAGCCAUAA